CCGGCGUGCACGCUGUGUGUCGCGUCCACGCUGGCAGUGGACAUCCGACUGCAGACGCGUGUGUUGGCCUGCACGGUGCACAGUGAUAACGAACUACGCACACAGAAAAACGAACCCUAUUUACAUCCCGAUGGUGAAGCUGCGCAAACUCUUGCGAGAUGACGACGCUUCAUCGCCGACAGGGACAGAUUACCAUGCGGUUUCCAGUUAUUCGACGUUUAAAGGAUAUCGAAGGAAGCACCUUAUUCGUGCAAAAGCGUUGAAGAAGAUGCUAACGCCGAGACGUUCGGGACCAAUCAGUCCCGAUGAGAUCGGCAAUGUACCUGACGCGAAGGAUCCCGGCCCCACAGGAAGUGGUUCGGUGACUCCAGGCUCGUAUGAAAACGGCGAAGGGGCGAAAGAGUUCCUCACGACCGGAAGAACUGGCAGAAGGAAUGCCUUGCCGAAUAUUAUGGGACGUCACGCCGAAACCGGAAUAUUAGACUUGCCGGACCGUUUCGACGAGCUUUCCACGAAUACAGAUCAGCCUAAUAAUGGACAAGAUCCGAACGCACCGAGUACAUCGAAACAGGGCUGACGCGACUCUGGGUAAGCAGCAUCAAAAGGGAAAAGGUAUUAUUUGAAGUUUCACGAAGGGAAAUACCGCAACGCCAUCGAUAUUCCGAUCGACAUCGAACUUUUGCAGCGCUAAUGAUCGUAGAACUAUUUCGACGCCUAUGGAGCACGGUCAGCUCGUUGAAGAUGUGCGCACGCAAAUAUCAUUGCUAACGUUGCCUUUCUCUAUUUGGAUGUUGGUGCGUCCUCGACUUACGUAGGCAACUUGUAUUUAGCGAAGGCUAAAUCUCAAAGGCACGAGGAUAAUAUUCAUUGAAAUAACACGCGAUGAUAAGUUGUUA
Hylaeus anthracinus is the source of this 896-nucleotide messenger RNA. RefSeq lists its product as uncharacterized. Gene Ontology annotation, cellular component: cytoplasm; nucleus. Gene Ontology annotation, molecular function: cAMP-dependent protein kinase inhibitor activity. The record is from RefSeq and is a predicted model, not a curated record. Gene Ontology annotation, biological process: negative regulation of cAMP-dependent protein kinase activity. The transcript has 4 exons. Lineage: Eukaryota; Metazoa; Arthropoda; Insecta; Hymenoptera; Colletidae. The coding region runs from base 131 to 577 and encodes 148 amino acids.